This is a messenger RNA of Cotesia glomerata, 1708 nucleotides long. Its product is annotated as ribonuclease H2 subunit B. Gene Ontology annotation, biological process: RNA catabolic process; ribonucleotide metabolic process. Bases 479 to 1408 code for a protein of 309 amino acids. The transcript has 4 exons. Lineage: Eukaryota; Metazoa; Arthropoda; Insecta; Hymenoptera; Braconidae. The record is from RefSeq and is a predicted model, not a curated record. Gene Ontology annotation, cellular component: nucleoplasm; ribonuclease H2 complex.
GAAAUGUUGACAGGAAGCUUGAUUUCUUCUCCCUCAGAGUUCGGUGGAGUUGAGAACAGAGAGAGGGUUGAAAAUUUUUCGCAUGUCGCAUGUGCAGUAUAACAAUUUUAGUUUGAUCGUGUUGGUGUUGGAGGAAAACAAAAAAAACAACAAAGAACCAUCAGAUAACGCAGUUAUUAAUUUCAAUAUUUCUAAUAAUUAAAGUUACCUCGAGAUUUAUAAAUAAAAGCCGACGGAUAAUAGGUGUACGUGUGAAAAUGUGGUUUAAAUUGAACCACUACAAUACAUAUAAUAAUUUAACGUGUGAAAAUAUCAUAAAAUCAUAUUUACAGGUAUUGGUCACUAUAGAACCACUUGUGAAAAAUGGCUGACCUGUGAAUUUUUUUCCUCAUAUGUCAGUUUUGUUUAUUAAAACUCUUUAAAAAUCGUCUUUUUUUAAAUAAUCUUCGGGACAAGUGUUUUAGAUUGAUAGGUUAUCAUGCCCCGCGUAAAAGCAUCACCGAAAAAAUGCGUCAAAACGUCAUCGAAUUCCAAUCCGGCCACCAAUGCGUGGGUUUUUCUCAUGAAAGGUGAAGGACUAGAAGGUACUGAUGGAAAUAUUCCGGAUAUUGUUAAAUUGCGACAUCCUGCAUCCAGCCAAGCAGCAAUGUUUUUAUUCAGCCCCGGUGAUUUGACAGUUCAAGAAGUUCUGACAAUCGAUGAGAACAAAAGAUCCUGGUUUGUUGACGACAAUGUCAAGUCAGAUGGAAAAAUGCACCUGUCAACUCCAAUAGAUCCAAUAUUUCUCGUCUUACCGUACUUGAGAAAAUCCCAGUACGCCGUACCCCUGGAGCAGCUUCUCAGAGACGACGAGUACCCGGAGACUGAAAGACUGGCUCGUUGUCAGAAUCUCAAGCUAACUCUGGUCGCGGAUCGCCGCGGUGAUGAAUCUUUGCAAGCUUACAAGUACAAUGAGGAAAAAACGCUGAUUUGGCUGCAGAAGAAAGUUGAGCGAGUCGCUGAGACACUCAGACAAAAGGGCAUUUAUGUAUCUCCUGGCGCUGUCAGUGCAAAUUAUGUUAAAAGUAGUAAAUAUGAACCUGCUAGUGAUACUGAAUACUUGAGAUACGCUCACGGCAUUGUCUCGGAGUACUUGACUGAAGAUUUGUCUAAAAAAUUAGCUCAGUUUCUUAAUUUACCAGAGGAAAUAGAAAAUAAUCCCAAGCGAAAGCUGUCAAGCCCUAAAGAAGUUUCAGACAACAAACGGCAGAAAAGCGAACCCGCUGAAACGGAAAAUCCACCUAAAAUGCGUGCAUUAGAUUUAACCAAGCCUGAAAAGGUGACGAAACAACCGACAAAAAAAGAAUUGGCUCGUCAAAAAGCAGCAGCUGGUUCAAAAAAUAUCUCUUCAUUCUUCAAGAAAAAAUAAAUAUACUUAUUAUUAGAUAAGACUGUCUCUGUAGGUUGCAUUCGUAACGUUUUAACGGAUCAACGAUUUUUAUCGGUGUUACUUAAAUUAAAAUUAGAUUAAUUUUAAAUUAAAUAAUAAUAAUAAUAAUGAUAAUGAAAUAAACAAACGAAACAGCGAACCUAAAUAAAUAACAAUAACAGCUGCAAUAACUCGAGAAUAAAUAUCAACACCUUGCUACACAUUAUUUGCUCAAAAGAUUAAUACUGUACUUACAAAAACAAUCGCAAUAUUAUUGUUGACUCUUAAAUCUCGUCUCCA